Oreochromis niloticus (Nile tilapia) is the source of this 4268-nucleotide messenger RNA. Its product is annotated as cohesin subunit SA-2. The record is from RefSeq and is a predicted model, not a curated record. The transcript has 32 exons. Gene Ontology annotation, molecular function: chromatin binding. Gene Ontology annotation, biological process: sister chromatid cohesion. Gene Ontology annotation, cellular component: chromatin; nucleus; cohesin complex. Bases 190 to 3747 code for a protein of 1185 amino acids. Lineage: Eukaryota; Metazoa; Chordata; Actinopteri; Cichliformes; Cichlidae.
CUGUCCGUCAACUUGACUGUGAGAGCUGGGGCUAAAGACGGAGGAUAUCAGUGGAAAUACUUGAAUUAAAUGAGUCUGACAAGCUUCCAAUUCAAAGGCAUACACUCAUAAACAUCGAGGGGGUAUGCGUUUAUGCGAAGAGGAUGCAGAGUCACACAGCUGAGCCCUGCGUGAACGUCUGAGGGGAUCAUGAUACCAGAGGCCACAGCUGCAGCUGCAUCCAGGUCCUCAGAGCAGAAUAAGAGCUCUCGUGCCAAGGCGGACUCCUCUGAAGCCGUCGGUCACUCAGAGGAGGACUCUGGGAACGAGAAUAGGCGAAAGAGUGUGAGACGAAGGAGACGAACACACGAGAGCUCCGAGAAUGUCAAGUGCAAAAGUCCCAAAGCCAGCUGCAGUGGCGCGAGGAGAGCAGGAAGAGGACACGGCAAACAGAAGCACGUGGAGGCCGUCACCUUGUUUGAAGUGAUCACCAUGGGCAGGAGUGCCAUGCAGGCGGUGAUAGAUGACUGGAUUGAGGCGUAUGGGUCAGACAGAGACUCCUCUCUCCUCGACCUCAUCAGCUUCUUCAUCCAGUGCUCUGGGUGCAAAGGUGUCGUCACAGCAGAGAUGUGUCAGAGCAAAGAGGACAGCGAAGUCAUGAGCAAGAUGGUCGAGGAGCUGGAUGAGACUGCUGGUCUGCAGUAUAAGAAGUUUCUGGCUUUUCCGUGGAUCCUCACAGUCACGUGGCCCAUGGAUACAGACAGUGUUGAGUAUCCUCUGGUGCAGUCUGGACCGUACGGCCGCUGGUUUCACUCCGAGUUCUGCGACUUUGUGUCAGUGCUGGUGGCUCAGUGUCAGCACAGCAUCAUCUUCGACGGCUACCUGAUGAACACCCUCAUCUCGCUGCUCACCGAGCUGUCAAACUCUUACGUGCGAGCGUUCAGACACACCUGCACACUAGCGGCGGUGAAGCUGCUGAGCUCUCUGGUGGGCGUGGCUCUCACCCUGAGCGCUGGGAUUGAAAACAGUCAGAAGCUGUAUGAGGUGCAAAAAACAAAGACGAUGAGGCAGAAGAGCGCGCAGCAGCUGGAGAAAGUACAGAAGAAGAUCGCAGAGUUGCAGGAGAAGCGAGCAGAGAUCGAGAGCAUGAUGGACAUCAUCUUCAAGGGAGUUUUCCUUAAGCGAUACCGUGAUGUGCUUCCAGAGAUCCGCUGCGUCUGUAUGGAGGAGUUGGGUUUGUGGAUGAAGCUCUACAGUUCUGUGUUUCUCAGCGACAGUUACCUCAAAUACGUGGGCUGGAUGAUGCACGACAAGGUACCAGAUGUGCGUCUCAAGUGUGUGUUAGCUCUACACGGUCUGUACGGAGAUCCCCUCUUCCUGCCUAAACUAGACCUGUUCACCAGCCGCUUUAAGGAGCGGAUCGUCUCCAUGACCCUGGAUAAGGACAGUGAAGUGUCAGUGCAGACCAUGAAACUCCUGGUGCUCAUCUCCAAGACAUCUGACGAUGUGCUCACUCCAGAGGACUACAAACACCUCCUCCAGUUUGUUUACUCUUCGCAGCGCCCUCUUGCGGCCACUGCGGGGGAGCUGCUCUUCUCAAGGCUUCUCAAUGCUGUAGCCCCAGCAUCUGAUACUCAGGAUGGAUCGAAUGAAGAGGAAGCGUGUAAGCAGCAAACAUUUGCCAGACUGAAGGCUCUGCUGCACUUCUACCAGGAAUCUGAGCUGCACAAUCACGUCGUGUACUUGGUGGACAGUCUGUGGGACUGCGGUGGAGCUUUGCUGAAGGACUGGCCCUCCUUCACGUCUGCACUGCUACAGGACUCUUCCUCAUGCAGUCCAGGUUUCACCCUAGCUGAACAAGCAGUGCUUGUAGAGAUCCUGGUAGCGUCGGUGCGUCAGGCCUCAGAGGGACCAGUGCUGGCAGGGAGGAGUGGAGCGAAGAAGGUAAUGAGUGCCAGAGAUAAGAAGAUUCAGAACGAUGACUGUUUGAAGUUCACCGAACAUCUCCUGAUGGUGCUUCCAAAGCUGCUGUCUAAGUUUUCAAGUAGCAGUGACAUCCUUGCCUCCCUGAUGAGGAUUCCUCAGUACUUCCUCCCAGAGUGUCCGCACGCUGAAAACACACAGGCGGCGUCCAGCCUGUUGACAGAACUGGAAGCUGUUUUAGACGUCCACUCAGGCCCGGCUGUUCUGGAGGGAGGGGCCCGCGCGUUCCUCUCCCUUUGUAGUGAGGAGACAGCCUGGUGCUCCCCCGCCCGAGCUGCUAGAGACUCUCUGGUCCAGCGUUGGGUGGACCGACUGAAAGCACUGCUGGGGGAAUCGCUCAAGGGCGACAGUUUCUCUGCUGAUGAGGAGAAAAUCAGAGAGAUUUUAGCCAUGCUGAAGAAACUUAGAGCUUUCAACAAUUGCCAUGACCUGAGCCAGUGGGGUCUGUUUGAUGUGCUGUCUCCUCUCCUGUCAGUAGAGAGCAGCCUGGAAGGAGCUCCACCUGAGGUGCUGCUGGAAGUACUGCAGUGUUUGUCCUUUUCCAUGAUCUGGUCGCUCAGCACCAGCAGUCAAACUCUGACCUGCAGGGAGAAGGCGCAAGCCCAGAGGCUCCAGCUGCGUCUCUUCUGCGAGAGAAGUCAUCACUGUCUGUCCCACGGUGACCUCAGUGUGAGGCAGCAGGCCUUCCUGGGCGUGUGUGACGUCCUGACGGCUCACUCGUACCAGCUACACGUGUGGGAUCCCACCUCUUUCGGUCCACUGCUCUACACGCCCAGCCCCAAGCUGCAGAGGGCGCUGUUGACCUUUGUGUGCGUGCACGUCUUUGUCGGCUCAGACUGUGACAGCCAGAGCAGGGUCAGUGAAAACUCUCAAGUGGAGAAGCUGGAGGACCUUCACAAACGGAGAAAUGUGCUCGCAGCCUACUGCAAACUGAUAAUACACGGAGUGCUGGAGAUGAGCAUGGCAGCUGAGGUCUUCAUGUACUACAUGAAGUAUUACAAUGACUUUGGAGACAUCAUCAAGGAGACCAUGUAUCGCACCAGGCAGAUGGAUAAAAUAGAGAGUGCUCGCACACUGGUGCUCUGUUUGCAGCAGCUGUUUGUGCGACUUAAGCAGGAGCAAGAGCGCGGCGGCAGGCCUCACCCAGGAGUCCAGACUUUCACCAGCAUUAAAGAGCUAGCUAGGCGAUUCGCCCUCACCUUUGGGGACCUUGUCAAGUUUCGUGAGUGUGUCGUCCUGAUCCACAGGAACGGCAUCGAGUUUGUGUUCCAAGACUUUACUCAGACUCCAGACUCCUCUACACCACUGUACCUCUCCUACCUGACCAUCCUCAGCGAGUUCUCCAGCAAACUGCUCAAACCAGACAAGAAAGCAGUGUUCUCCUACCUUCAAAAACACACUGCUGAGCACAUUAUUGACCUCAGGGAGGAGUGCUGGCAGCCACUCAUCUACUAUCGCGCAUCCCUUUUUGCCUUAGCCGAGGGGGAGGACGCCGUAUCCUACGUAAGCUCGGACAGGAAGGCCAACCUGCCCAAUCGCUCGCCCUUCUCCAAACAAAAAUGGGAAGGAAGCAAGUCCCCCUGUCUGUUUAGCCCUGGUGAAUCCAAAGUCAGCAAGGUGCGCAAACCGAGCUGCAACUCAAGCCAUCAGGAGAAAGCAGCUGAUACAGAUCCAUUUUCUGUCCCUCUGGAUCCUCCACCCAAAAGACUGCACGCUGAGGGAUCUGUAAUCUGUGUCACCAACGAGCCAGAUGAUGGUGAUGGCACCGUGGAGGUUGAGCUCUGAGUGUGAGGAGGUCGGGAGAAUCGGUGCUGCCGUCUACACGACGAGACCUCGACUGAUGUUUUACUUAUGAUGCACCUUGUUGCCAGUGUCCUCUGUGUGUGGACAGAAACUGGUGGUUUUUUUGUACAAUGAUCAUGCAGCAUGUCAUGUUUUCAGAAGGAUGUGAUCAGAAAGGAUAAAGGUGGCAAUAUUCUGCCAUGCAAAGACCAAAACCACAACAAAUGUGUUUUAAUCCACAGCUGAAAAUAGUUCCUUACAUUAUUACCAAUCACUGCUGUUUCAGUAAAGUUUCCCCAACAAUGGACUUCCCAGAUGUUUAAGAAAACAACUGAGGUUGUCUUACAAAAAAAAAAAAGUAAUCCAAUUAGGGAUAAUUUAAAAAAAAGAUUGAACAUUUUCUGAAACUGUACAUGAGAUUUGAGUGGAGUGAUACAGACUGGGUGAGUCGGGGACCAGAAGCACAAAUUGUUGGUUUUGGCCUUUUAAUGGAAAAAUAAUGACCAACACCAGGAUUAAUCUGA